This is a messenger RNA of Dunckerocampus dactyliophorus (ringed pipefish), 935 nucleotides long. It is a transcript of the gene c4h22orf39, whose product is annotated as chromosome 4 C22orf39 homolog. The record is from RefSeq and is a predicted model, not a curated record. Lineage: Eukaryota; Metazoa; Chordata; Actinopteri; Syngnathiformes; Syngnathidae. Bases 74 to 457 code for a protein of 127 amino acids. The transcript has 3 exons.
UGUGGCACCUAGGGAAGCUGUGACUGUAGCCAAGACACUACUGAAAGGGGGCGGUAAUGCACCAAAGUGAUGGAUGCCAACCGCCAUAAAACCGACGAAGAAGAAGCGUGUCCAUCCAUCGUUUGCAAUGGAAAAGUCUGGAGAGAGGUUAUGGAGGACCCCCCGGGCCUGCAGUGACUACUGGAGUGAAUAUAGACACUGUAAAAGUUUGCGGAAUCGUUUUCACCAAUACUAUACUUAUGGGACAUCCCCGUCUUGCAAGCAGUGGGAAGAGGACUACUACAACUGCACAAUGUGGGAGAAAAACAAAGGCACUGAGGCUAAGGAAGCCCUACAGAGGAGUGAAGGGAACAGAGUGGCAGAGCAGAGUAAGUUCACCCCAGUAUGGGAGCUGAGACGACAGCCACCCAGCGACUGGCACUUGCCCCUCAACCAAGAAAGACCUCAGGACUCUUGACCUCUAAACGUGAAAACUGUGCCAACUAUAUAGUGUACUGUGAUGUGUGCUGCAGCGGUCAACACUAAUCCUCAGUGGGCCACUGUGUGAAUUGAAUGCAUUUUGUUGCUUUGGAUAAAAUUAUAAAAUAUUUAUAAUCAAUACAAUGAUUUGUUAUGUGACAUGCUUGCAUGUUCAUUUUAGGCAGAAUUGCAAUGUUUUUUUUUCCAAUGCCAAAAUAUUUUUAUGUGGAAACACCCUUGAGAUUCACCAUCUGUUUGAUGACAAAGUAAUUGUAUUUAUAUUUACAGCAAUUAGCUAAUUCUUACUAUGCUGGCUGCAAACUGAGAAAGAUGUAUUGGGGGAAAAAAAAAACAAAGUUUGAGCCAAAAAGUAGCCUAAAGAAUGCAUUUGUAUCAACAGCAGUAACAAAAUUAGCUUACAACCUUGCAAAGUAUUUUCUGUAGUUAUGAAAACUAUGAUUCAUAUAAAGAUAACA